UUUCUUCUUCUUCUGUCUGCAGUUUUUCGUGCUUUGCCACAGUUUGCUGCAGCUGGCGCAGCUGUUGGUGUCAGGCUACAUGAAGAGCUCCAUCUCCACCAUCGAGAGACGAUACGGCCUCUCCAGCCAGAAGUCGGGCCUCUUGGCUUCCUUUAACGAGGUGGGGAACACGGUCCUCAUCGUGUUUGUGAGUUUCCUCGGCAGUCGUGUCCACCGGCCGCGGUUCAUUGGAUGCGGCGCUCUGCUGGCCUGUCUGGCCUCGCUGCUGAUGGCGCUGCCGCACUUCCUGGGAGGACAGUACGAAUACACCGACCGCAUCAUCUCCAGCAGUGAUAACAGCUCUGGCCUCUGCCAAUCAGAGAGCAGCAGCACCGGUCAGAGCUGCAGCCAGCAGGAAAGCCCCGGCUCACAGAACGUUUACCCGCUGCUGCUGAUGGGUCAGCUGCUGCUGGGCAUCGGAGCCGUGCCCAUCCAACCCUUCGGCAUCUCCUACAUCGAUGAUUACGCCAGCAGGAAGAACUCGCCGCUCUACCUCGGAAUCCUCCUCGCUGCGACCUCCAUCGGCCCGGCUUUAGGCUUCAUCACCGGCGCCUGCUUGCAGCGCUUCUACGUCGACUUUAACAUCUUACCUAAAGAUAAGAUCGAGUUGGACCAUAAGGACCUGCGCUGGGUCGGAGCUUGGUGGCUCGGCUUCCUCGUGGCAUCCUGCCUGCUCUUCCUCACCGCGCUGCCUUACCUCUUCUUCCCCAGGGAUAUGCCCAAAGAGGAUGCUGCAGACGAAGUGGAGGCCAAACCGGACUGUAAGCAGCAGACAGACGCAUCAGAGCAACUCUCUCUGCUUCAGUUCCUCAAAAGUUUUCCUCGCAUCGCUCUGCGGACGCUGCGGAGUCCCAUCUACCUGCUGGUGGUUCUGGCACAGGUGAACCUGGCAGCGCUGCUGUCCGGCCUCGCCACCUUUAUGGCCAAGUUCAUCGAGAGGCAGUUCAGCCAGAGUAUCUCCUUUUCCACCAUGAUGAUCGGAGCCGUUAGCAUCCCGCUGGCAGUGCUGGGCACCGUCCUCGGGGGAGCUCUGAUGCGGAGGUUGAAUCUUUCGGUCAACGGUGCCAGCAAGUUGUGCACCAUCGCCAUCCUGCUCUGCAUGAUGUCCGCCCUGCCGCUGCUGUUCAUUGGCUGCCCCACCCAGAAAGUCGCUGGCGUCUUUCCUCCCGGCUUUAAUGUGUCGUGCAGCACUGCCUGUCGGUGUUCUAAGGAGGCAUUUAAUCCGGUCUGUGGAUCCGACGGUGUGGAGUUCAGGUCUCCCUGCCACGCUGGAUGUAUCGGCAUGGAAACAGAUGCUAACAACAAAAUAGUGAACUUCACUGAGUGUCGGUGUGUCGGCGGUUUUGGCUUCGCCUCUCCGGGAACCUGCGGUAGCGGCUGCUCCCACCUCCUCCUCCCCUUCAUGAUCAUGUUGGGUCUCACCAGCUUCAUCGCCUCCUUCUCUCAGACGCCGUCAUACAUGAUGAUACUCAGGACGGUGCCGACAGAGGACAAGUCUUUCGCGGUUGGAGUUCAAUACAUGAUGUUCAGAGUGCUCGCAUUCAUGCCCGGCCCCGUGUUGUACGGCAGCGUCAUCGAUGGCACCUGCUUGACGUGGGGCAAGAAGUGCGGCAAAAAUACAUCCUGUCUCUACUACAACCUGGACCGCUUCAGACAGAGGUUUCUGGGUCUGCAGGUGGUCUUCGUGUGCGGGGGUCUGCUCUGCUUCCUGUUGACAAUCCUGUUCCUGUACAGGAGGGGGUGGCGUGAGGACCAAAAAGACGCAGGGAGCAAAGGAGGCUACGAGCUGGUGAACGGGCAGAAAAAAGGGGAGGACAUUUCAGCUAAAGAAAAAGAAGCGAGGGGCAUCAAGACCUGAAGACAUGAAACAAGAGGACGCAGAGAAAGAAAGACGCAGAGAAAGAAAGCAAAGAGAAAGAAAGACACAGAGAAAGAAAGCAAAGAGAAAGAAAGACGCAGAGAGGACGAACGAGGAGAUGAGAGACGAGGACGAAGCAGCUGUGAGACAUCACAGUGUGAUGAGUGUCAGCCGCUAUAAUGAGGCUAAGAAACCUUUUGAUAUCAUAAUUUUUACAUCCAAAUACUCAACACACUCAGUUAACAUUUCCAGGGGGACCAUUGGUGUUUGUAUAUAAGCUGGUCCAUAUAUUGUGACAUAUAAGCUUUUUCUAUAUGAAGCAGUGAGCCUAAACUACAUCCUCCUCCACUUUUAACUGAUGUAUCUGAUGCUUAUGUGUAAUAAGCUACACUUCCUCUAAUUUCCACUAAAUGCUGCUCAAAUGAGUUUGGCUGUAUUGAUGUGAAUGAGAAAUUUUCUCUACAAAUACAGCCAGGAUACUGUGAUCUGUGGAAGCCAUUUUAAUUAUACAAAUUAUUUUCAGCAACACUAACAGCGUAUCUGUAUGGAUGGUGAUGUCGGUUGGUCCAGAUUAACCCUAACCCUAAAAUAUCUCAACAAUUGUAAUAACUUACGUAAAACAUCAUCUAGCAGCAGCAGGUCAAACAUUUAAAGUGUGCAACACCAAACAUCUGCACAACUAAUUACAUUCCCAUCAGCCUCUCAGCUCUACUGUGUGUUCAGUGCCAACCAGCACGUCCAUGUGGGUCCAUAAGGGUUCAAUUUUGGCUGCAAAUAUGGGUCCCAAGUGGGUUUGUCUACAGUUUCCAUGGUGACCCCACCUGUGUUUGCCCAUAUGGACUUCAAGUGGGUUCUGACUGGGUUUCAGGUGGGGACCAACUGGGUGAGACCCAUGUAGGCUCCAUGUUUGCCCAUAUGGGGUCUAAGUGGGUUCAGAAUGGACCUUAAAUUGGGCCCAUUUAGCCCACAUGGGCGUCACAUGAGGGGCCCAUGUUACUGAAACCAUGUGGGACCCGCAAAAUUUGCCUAGUUCAAGCCCAUGCCCACUCAGUACCUACGUAGCCCACAUUUAACCCAUGUGGGGCCCACAUGGACAUGCUGGCAGGGCUGUUACUUAAGAAAUGUAGCACGCUGACUAAGAUGAUGAACAUUAUACCCGUCUAACAUCAGCCUGUUAAUAUGCUGAUGUUAGCAAUUCACUUAAAGCACUGGUGUGUUAGUACAGCAACAAAGAGCUUCUAUUGUGACUGGAGACUCUUCAUGAAGCUGGCUUACUAACAUCUAUUGUGUGUGUAUCAAAGUCGGAUAUAUCUUAUUCCACUGUUAUUGUCAGCACGGUGACUCAGUGGUUAGCACUGUUGCCUCACAGGUAGAAGGUCUUGGGACCUUUUCUAUGUGGAGUUUGAAUGUUUUCCCCCGUGCUUGGUUUCCUCCCAUUGUCAAAAAACGUGUGAUAGAUUCGUUCUCCUGUUAGUGACGAAGGCACUCACAUAAGUCCUGUUUCCAUAAAGGAAGUUCCGGGUAAAAUGUAGGAGUCGGGAACUUUACAGUAACGUCCUCUCUGCUGUUGUGUCUCCAUUGCAGAGUAGAACCUUGAUAGGACCUGCUGGACUCCGGAAGCGACCUAAUCAUUCUGCAACAGUUUAUUGGCGCUUAUUUUGCUGCUUUCUGUUGACGUCACAUCCCGCUUUGGGUAUACCCAAUCAGCACCGAGUAAACCGCAAGCCCCACCCAGGAGUUUUCUGGGGCUGCACGGAGUACAUACCCCCGGGGCAGGGACUCAUUUUGCCCCUGUAAAAGUUCCAGGAGCUUGUCGUUCAUGGGCGGUUCCUGCUAUGGAGACACAUGACAACUAUCACAGCCCUGUAAAGUUACCCUGAAGUUCCUGCAGUAGAAACGACCCUAUAGAUCUGAGUUGGUCCCUGAGCGCUGCACAGUGACUGCCCACUGCUCCUAGUACUUAGGAUGGGUUAAAUGCAGAUGUUAGGGGUCAGUUAUUUCAAGACUGUUUAUUUUUUAUUAUUGUUGGUAUUGUGAUUUAGAGACCCCCUUUGGUUCAUUUAUGAGUUGAGCGCUAUUUGAGUUCCGCCACCAGGUGAUGCUGUUGAGGCAACAAGAGACAAUUUGUUUAAUGCGCUAAGAGAAGAAGGAAAUUGCAGUUCAGAGUUGUUGUUGUUGUUGUUGUAACCAGCAUGAGAGCUUACAUGCUAGUUGCUUUAGCAGCUAAGGACACACAGGUGGACUGUAAAGUUAUUGUUUCCUACUUUAUAUUGUGGAAAAUAAAUAAAAGACACUGUGAGAGACAGUCCGGCUUGUGAAUUCAUCCUGAGCUGCAACACAAGACUGCAUUUCACUGUAGAACUGUAUGUGUGACAGAUAAAGUACUUUUACUUUUGCCCAAAAAUGAUUAAAAACACAUCCCAAACUCUUCAUAAUGAAUAUAAUCUUUAGUAUGAAGAGUUUGGUCACGUUAGUUUGUUAAGAAACGACUCUAAAGACUAAUAACAGUGAUCACAUUUUCAGUCUCUGUAGAGUAGUUCUGUGUAAGGCGGACGCUUCUGAGCAUGUGCAGUAACGUGGGUCUGUUUACAGCUUCGUUAGCUUGCUGUGCUAUAGAUCACAUUGAUAAUGUAGCAGUAACAGAGCCGUGCACGAGCACAUGCUCAGUGGCGUAUUUAAAAACACUGGAUAUAUUUUUGUGAACAUAUAUCAGUGUUUUCUUUCAGGUUUAAGAGCAGAUUGAGUGUGUUGCCUGUUCUGUCAUGUGACUUCUUGUUUACAUACAUUUAAAAUCAAAACAUUUUAUAUUUGAGAUGAAUUUUAUUUUUCUUGGGAACAAAGCAGAUAACGAGAAGACAUAAAAACACAAACAUUCAUCUGAGCCUCCAGUGAACUUUUUUUUUUUAAAUUGAAUUUUGUGAUGUUGUACAUUUGUAAGUAGGUCUUUGCUCUAAAAAAAAAUAAAUAAAUACAAAUAAAAAGCUGCAUUUUGAUUGCAAUGCAUUGAAUGGCUUGUGCAUCAAGCAUGAAUUAUAUCAAAAUGGGGUUUAAUGUCAUUAUUUUGAGGUUUAUUACUUUAAUCAAAUGUAAUCGUGUUGACUUUUUUAAUGUUUUUUGUAAUAUUCUUUUCCAAAAGGCCACUGUGCAGCAUCAAGUGAAUAGUUCAGUAUGUGAACCUCAAAGUCCUAAAACUACCUACUUAAAAAUGUUUGUACUUUGGGGACUUUUUGGGGCUUUGUCUGUCUUAAACCUGUAUGAUUUUUACUGAUUAAAAAUGUAUUUUUC
Messenger RNA from Scomber scombrus (Atlantic mackerel), 5182 nucleotides. RefSeq names its product solute carrier organic anion transporter family, member 2B1 (gene slco2b1). The transcript has 13 exons. The record is from RefSeq and is a predicted model, not a curated record. Gene Ontology annotation, biological process: sodium-independent organic anion transport; transmembrane transport; bile acid and bile salt transport. Gene Ontology annotation, molecular function: protein binding; bile acid transmembrane transporter activity. Lineage: Eukaryota; Metazoa; Chordata; Actinopteri; Scombriformes; Scombridae. Bases 80 to 1897 code for a protein of 605 amino acids. Gene Ontology annotation, cellular component: membrane.